Messenger RNA from Acyrthosiphon pisum (pea aphid), 447 nucleotides. RefSeq lists its product as uncharacterized. The coding region runs from base 1 to 447 and encodes 148 amino acids. NCBI's taxonomy places the organism in Eukaryota, Metazoa, Arthropoda, Insecta, Hemiptera, Aphididae. The record is from RefSeq and is a predicted model, not a curated record. The transcript has a single exon.
AUGGAUUGGAAAACCGGGAUAAUUUGUCCAAUAUUCAAAAAAGGAGGCAUUGGUAUAGUAUCAAACCACCGUGGAAUUUCCUUGUUAGAUACAGCUUACAAAAUCUUAUCGAUGGCAUUGCUAAGAAGAUUAGAAAUAUAUGCGGAAGACACCUUAACAGAGUACCAAACUGGUUUCAGAAGAAGGAAAUCUACAAUGGAUCACAUAUUCACAAUAAGACAAGUAAUGGAAAAAUUCUACGAAUAUAAUAAAGACCUUCAUAUUCUUUUUGUAGACUUCAAACAAACAUAUGACAGUAUUGACCGUGAUCAACUCUGGAUAACACCAACGAAUUUUGGUAUACCAAGGAAAUUGGUAAGACUAGUUGAGAUUUGUAACCAACAGACAUACUGCAAGUGUGUUUUAUGGGGGAGACCACUGAAGUAUUUGAAUGCAGAACCGGCUUGA